Notolabrus celidotus (New Zealand spotty) is the source of this 1820-nucleotide messenger RNA. RefSeq names its product 4-hydroxyphenylpyruvate dioxygenase-like (gene hpdl). Lineage: Eukaryota; Metazoa; Chordata; Actinopteri; Labriformes; Labridae. Gene Ontology annotation, biological process: aromatic amino acid metabolic process. The record is from RefSeq and is a predicted model, not a curated record. Gene Ontology annotation, molecular function: 4-hydroxyphenylpyruvate dioxygenase activity. The transcript is spliced from 5 exons. Bases 66 to 1400 code for a protein of 444 amino acids.
GGAGAAAUAGAGCAGUGGUCUCUUGGUUUGUGGACACGCCCCCUGUCAAAACGUCACUUUCAAACAUGGCAGCUUACUUGAGCCGGUUACACCACAUUUCGCUCCACGUUUCUAAUGUGGAAAAAAUAGCAAAUGACCUCGUCUCUAAAUUCAAAUUUAAUUUAUUUGCUACCAGGCUAACAGACAGGUCCAGGCAGCUCGCUUUCAGGAAAGGAGCGGCUGUUUUCAUCGUGAAUGAGAGACCAAACCUCAGUGAUGCAAGGGUGAAAGAAGAACUUGAAGGCAUCUCAAACAAAAUUUCAUCAAGUCCACAUCUGGUAAAUAUCGGGAAAUACAACCAGGAUGAUUCUGCAAAAUAUCUGUAUGAUGUGAACCCACAUUACUCCGUGGAUACUGUGAGUAACGUGUGCUUCGAGGUGCAGGAUGUGGAAAGGUCAUUCAAAACUCUCCGCCAUAUGGGCUGCAAUUUCCUGGUUCCUCCCACCACGGUGCGGGACGACAGGGGACUUGUCACCUACUCCGUGGUCAAAUCCAUCGUAGGGAAUGUGUGCCACACGCUCAUUGACAGGACAAAAUAUGAGGGGAGCUUUUUGCCAGGGUUUGAUGUCAUUGAAAAGGACUUCAGCUUAGAAGAAGAAGACACAUCUUGUCCUAUCACACAUUUUGAUCACAUCACUUAUGCCUGUCCGAGGAAAACAACCCACCAGGUCAUGAGGUGGUAUGAGAAACUCUUUGGUUUCCAAAGGUUUUUCAUUGACAGGAAUGAAGACAUGGAUGAAGGUUUUGUAGUAAACCAGGAUGGUAUUGGUCUGCGUCUCACUGCCAUGGAGUACUGGAAAUGCAGCGAAGCAGGCAUCACUCUCCCCUCUGUGGACAAGAAGGAGCCUGACUGCAAGUUUGUCAUUGCAGAAUCACUGCCUGAACAAGGCAGGAAUCAGGUUGACACCUUCUUGGAGAAGCACAGAGCCCCUGGGAUCCAGCACGUUGGACUCUACACUGAAAACAUAGUUUCUACUGCGCAUGUGAUGGCUGAAGCUGGGGUCCAGUUCUUCUCUCCUCCUCUCGCCUACUACACUGAGGUGGGAAGACAGCAGGAGAUAGAGGAGGCAGGACAUGACCCCCAGAUGCUAGCGCAGCAUGGCAUUCUGCUGGACACAGAUCUGCACCAGGAUCCGGCAUCACAGACAACACCCAGUGAAAAGAAAAGAUACCUCCUCCAGGUGUUCACCAAGCCCAUCUUUGAAGAAGACACCUUCUUCCUGGAGCUGAUAGAGCGAAGAGGAGCGACAGGUUUUGGAGAGGGGAACAUCAGGGCGCUGUGGAGGUCUGUCCAGGCACACAUGGAGAACCAAAGGGUGGCAGCGGGGUCCACAAAAACUGUGCAGACUGCUCAAUAUUAGUCACUCCAACUUUUUUAAACUGAGGUUAUUUAUGUCUGUUUUUAUAUCAAUGUAAGAGCACUUCAAAGGGAGAAAUAUGUACAAAGACUGUAAUUUAUUUACUGAAAAGUUUACCACAAGUGCUUUGCAUUUCAGCUGAGGUUCAUAUCAAGAUCCAAAUUGCACUGCUUACAAAGUAAAAAUAAUAAAUAUAGUGUUAAUAUCUAGCUUUGACCUGACUCAGUAGAUAAAUAAAAAUAAGACUGCACUGAGAAGAAACUGGUACAAACCAGAAGUCACAUACUGUACUUGAAACAUUUAAAAAAAACGUCUCUGUCUGUAACAGUAAAAAAGAUGUCUUUGUUCUGAACUGUGUCAAAGUUAAGCUACUGACUGACUCCCCCAACAACUGUUCCUCAAUAAAUCUGUUCCUCACAGUCA